CGCUCAUGUAACCCGGCACGUUUUACAGGAACUAUUAUUUGUUGUUUGGAAACAAAGAACGUCUUUUUACAUGGAUCUGUUAUUCAUACAUAUUUUUUGUCAAAACAUGAACUCACUAAAACCUGAAGAUAUCAGGUAAAAUAGGUACCUGAAAGUCAAACGAAAUAUAUUUGAUACUUGAUGAGUAUUGAAUGUUCGCAACAGUUGUAGAAGUCCCUUCAUUGUUUCCGUGGGGGGCCUCGUGGUUUUGCGUUUUGUUUUGCGAUAAAGAAGUUAUCCUGCCUUUUGGUGGUAUCCACCAUUAGUUUUUUAUCAGAAGACUCGGUGAGGAAAUCAUUUUGAGUCCUCGGACAAAGCAUCAUACAGCAUGCGACGUGACUGGGAGGAGGAGGAGGUCGAGGCACUCCUUCAAGUAGUGUUAGACCUAAACCUAUUUGCUGCGAUUGACGGGCGCCGCCCGCGGAACGCACAGGUCUUCGCGAGGCUGUCUUCAGAGCUGAGCCAGAUGGGGAUUAAGCGUACGCCGGAGCAAUGUCGUACAAAGUUGAAGAAUGUGCGUCUAGCCUAUAACAAGCUCAAGAUCAAGCAGUCUAUAUCUGGUGCUGCAGCAUGCAGGGUGCCACAUCAAAACCUCCUAGAGCAACUUCUUGGAGGGCGGCCAGCAGCUACCCUACAUGAAGCGACCAUAGACCUUGGCACAAAUGUGCAUCAGUCAGCUACAGAAGACCGUCGUUCUUCAGCCACAGUCAGCGGCUCCAGAGUACGGGGCUCAGCCACCUUCAGUGGCUCCAGAGUACCGAGUUCGGCCUCUGACAGUGGCUCCAGUGUGCUGAGCGCUGUCUCUGACAUUGGCUCUAGUGAGCUGGGCUCAGGCUCUGACAGCGGUUCCAGUGUGCUGGGCUCUGACUGCGGCUCCAGUGUGCUGGGCUCGGCCUCUGACAGCGGUUCCAGUGUGCUGGGCUCUGACUGCGGCUCCAGUGUGCUGGGCUCGGCCUCUGACAGCGGUUCCAGUGUGCUGGGCUCUGACUGCGGCUCCAGUGUGCUGGGCUCGGCUUCGAACAGUGGCUCCAGAGUACCGGACUCGGCCUCUGUCGGUGGCUCCAGAGCACCUGGCUCGGCCUCUCACAGCGGCUCCAGAGUUGUGGAAUCGUCCGCUAGCGUAACCGGUAUCAGUGAUGUGCCGUCAGCAGCCCAUGCACGCUGGCCUACUCGAUCUGAGUCGGUCGAUGAUGGGCUGGAGUCAGCGUCGUGUAUCGGUCUCAGUCAGACGCCGCGUGCGAUCAGUCAGCGAGAGGCCAGAAAGGCAAAACGAGCUAAAACUGACUCCAGUUGGGAUGGCUUUUUCUCCAUUUGGCAGACCAAGGCUGAUGAGAACUUGGAGUGUCAGCGACAGCUAAUCGCUGCAGAGGACGCCAACCUUGUCAUUAGCAGAGAGCAGCUGGAGGCUUCCAAGGAGGCAAACGCCCAGCUAGCCCGUGCGGUCGACGCCCUCAUAGCAGCUACUGCCCCACGCUAUCACGGGUGUCCCUUUCCAAUGCCGGGGCCAUCGAACCGCGGUAACUAGUUGAUGAGCUGUGGCACGUCCGAAGCGCUUCUUGUGUUACAUUUUCGCUUUGGUUUUAUGGAACGAUGCUCAUUGGAGACGUGACCCCCGCGCAGCAUCACGAAUGUUCCUAACGCCGGGGCUAUGGAGUCGCGGUCACAAGGUGAUUGGCUGUGGCACGUGCGAAGCGAUUGUUGUGUUACACUUUUUUUUGUCUUAUUGAACGUUACUCAUUGGAGAUGUCGUGACCCCCGCGCAGGUAUCACGAAUAUUCCGAAUGCCGGGGCUAUCGAGCCGCGGGUCACAAGUUGAUUGAUUGGCUGUGGCACGUGCGAAGCGAUUGUUGUGUUAGGUACACUUUUUUUGUCUUAUUGAACGUUACUCAUUGGAGAUGUCGUGACCCCGCGCAGGUAUCACGAAUAUUCCGAAUGCCGGGGCUAUCGAGCCGCGGGUCACAAGUUGAUUGAUUGGCUGUGGCACGUGCGAAGCGAUUGUUGUGUUACUUUUUUUUUGUUUUAUUGAACGUUACUCAUUGGAGAUGUCGUGACCCCCCGCGCAGGUAUCACGAAUGUUCCGAAUGCCGGGGCUAUCGAGCCGCGGGUCACAAGUUGAUUGGCUGUGGCACGUGCUAAGCCAUUGUUGUGUAACAUUUACACUUUGUUUUUAUUGAACGUCACUCGUUGAGGAUGUGCGAAGCGAUUGUUGUGUUAUAUUUUCACUCCGUUGUUAUUGCGUAACUCGUUGGAGAUGUCGUGACUUACGCGCAGGUAUCACGAAUGUUCCUAACGCCGGGGCUAUCGAGCCGCGGUCACAAAUUGAUUGGCUGUGUCACCUGUGAAGCGAUUGUUGUUUUACAUUUCUUGCUGUUCCUUUUUUACAUUACUCAUGGGAAAUGUGUGCCACUCGCUCGUGUCUGCGUUUCGUUCCGGUGCUACAAAAUUGUAGCAGUUCUGCAGUUGUCCUGCGCUGUUAAUUUUGUUAAGCAUUACAACUUUCUUUUGCGUUUGCGUCGUAUCAUGCCGUGAGCAGUUGGUAUGAUAGUGUUAUGUUGCAAUAAACGCAGUGACGCGUUGA
Molecule: messenger RNA, 2617 nt
Organism: Amphibalanus amphitrite
Lineage: Eukaryota; Metazoa; Arthropoda; Thecostraca; Balanomorpha; Balanidae
Exons: 3
Coding region: 368-1564 (398 amino acids)
Source: RefSeq, a predicted model, not a curated record